UGUCGCUAAUUCGCCCCCGAUGGCUCUUUCAUGAAGGAAAGUGUCGGAAAACCGUCCGUCUGCCGGCCUUUAUCCGCUCUUUCUCUCCUUGAGACGAAUUCCGAAUGCAAUUUUCAUUACAAUACGUGUGUAUUUUCGUGUGCCAUUUCGCGAUCAAUAAUUUCAUGUCGAGUCCUGGGAAAGUCGGGCGCGCGCACCUCUUCUCUUCGCCGGAUCGCCAUUACAGUCCCAGAUUUCGCUGAGCGAAGUUGUCUCGCGCGGCGGAAACGCGGCUCGGUACGCAACCUGCAUGCGGGAUUACCACUUCCGGUCCCGUUAACGCAUCCGGUUCGAGCCGUUGGGACACGAGGCGGUGCUAACCGACCCUCUCGGUGUAUGGUGUAAGAUACAGUGGCCUCGGAUGAAGUCCAACGCGCGAUCCGCUGUUGUUCGUUGUAUGUGGGGGUGAGUGUCGGCGUGAUGGGGCGGGGGCAGAGCUCGCCCAUGGAGCUCGGCUAGAGGCGUGCGCCCCUGCCCGGCUGCCCGGCCCCCCCUCUGCCGCCCUCACCACGGCCCACGCAUGGAGCCGGACCACCGGGACCACCGAUGCCACAGGCCCAGCGCCUUUGACAAAAUGGAGGGGUUGGUGAGAGAGAUGCAGGACACGGAGCACGGGGGCGUUCCAGUUCGAAGCCAAAAAUUGUUCCUUACAUCCAUUCCCGCCGCUUUCAUGGGGUACGACCUAAUUGAAUGGCUGAUGGAGCGACUCGGGAUCGAAGAAUCCGAGGCCCUCAAUCUAGCCAAUCAGCUGUGUCAGUAUGGCUACUUUUUUCCCGUGAGCGAUUCGAAAAACCUGGUUGUGAAAGAUGAUAGCUCGCUGUAUAGGUUUCAAUCUCCGUAUUAUUGGCCUUGGCAGAACAGACCGCCGGAUAACAUCGAAUACGCGAUUUACUUAGCGAAAAGAACUUUACGGAAUAAGCAGAGGCACGGUCUGGAGGAUUACGAGUUGGAAGCUUUGAGCAACUUGCGGAAAAACUUGGCGAACAAGUGGGAUUUUAUUACAAUGCAGGCUGAGGAGCAGGUUUGUGGCGUAAAAUUUGCAAGGCCGGGAAAAAGCGGGGGAUUGCAGGUGAAGCUGUCGAAGGUGCUGAAGAAGGGCGACAAGAUCAUCAGCGACUCGCAGGAGAGGGCGUACUGGCGCGUCCACAGGCCUCCGCCGGGGAUGGUCACCUCGCUGGAGCAGUGCCCGGUGCCGACGCGCAGCUGGAACGGCUCCAGGACCCGGAAACGCACCAUCGAGGAUGGCAGGCGAGAAGUCGAGUUGUUGAAGAACAGUCUGUCAAGGACUAGGGUUAAGGUGUCGCAAGCGCUGGAGAGUAUGGUCCAGCAUGUCGAGACCUACGCUGAGUACGACCCUUUAAUAACACCAACGCAACCUUCCAACCCUUGGGUCAGCGAGGACACCACGUACUGGCAAUUGAACAGUCCACUAGUCGAAGUUCCGACUGAGAAACGCGUGAGGCGGUGGGGCCUAUCCAUGGAGGAGCUAGUUUCAGAUCCGACAGGUUUACAAGAGUUUACUAAUUAUUUGAGGAAGGAGUACAGCCACGAAAACAUCAGGUUCUGGAUGGCCGUGAAUGAUUUAAGACGUUCUGCUCAAUCCCAAAUCCAGAGAAAAGUUAACGAAAUUUUUGAGGAAUUUUUGGCCCCUGGUGCUCCGUGUGAGAUAAAUAUCGACGGUAAAACCAUGGAGAAAGUCCACCAAGAGAUGAAAACACCCAGCAGGUUCACCUUCGACGCUGCACAAGAACAUGUAUAUACAUUGUUGCUGAAAAAAGAUUGUUAUCCUAGAUUUAUUAGGUCCGAAUAUUAUAAGAAUCUACUGGCGACGGGAAUCCAGCCUUCCCAGAAAAAGCGCUUUUUCGGUUUCGGCCAAACCAAGAAGAAAACCUCGACGAGUAGUGCCCCCAACCAGCAACUGCUGCAGCAGCAGCCCUCCCAGGGGGCCUCGGUGACUUGCGGAGCCCUGUCGAAGCGCAGGGGCAGCGACCGCAGUCUCUCAGGAUCGGCCCACGAGCUCGCCGUUUCCGGGGUGAAAGACUCCAAGGUGCCACACUCACACUCGCAGAGUAACUUGAGCGACAUCCCCUACAGGGGCGAUUUGGCGUGCCUUCCGAAAGCCAGUCCGGUGCCAACAUCGGUUACCAGUCCAGUGAAGAAGCCAAGCAUUGCGAUCGUGGCCGGCGCCUCCACCUCGGAGGAGGUGUGUCCGUGGGAGAGCGGCGAGCCCCGUUCCCGGAAAAACUCGGCGCAGCUCGACUCCGGCAGCUCCUCGUCGGACAUCAGCGUGGCGGUGGCGGAGGUCUCCGAGCGGGUCCAGCGCGUUUGCACUCUGACUCAGCAACACACCGUCGACGGCAGCAGAAAACUCUCGACCUCCACCAUGGACCCUCCCCGGAGAGCAUCCGUUUCCGUGCCAAUCACUCACUCAACCACCGGAGACUCCUCCAAGCGGAAGGUGUCCUCCUUCGAGGACAACAGCUCCGCCGCGACCAGCACGUCGUCAUCGGUGUUCGUUAUUCCUAGUGACACAGACAAUAAAUCUGAAGAAUGCACUAGUACUAAUAAAACUGUUGUUAAGAACCACGGGCUUGCAAAGGCUUGUUCAGUGACAGGGGCGAAUGCACCUAUUAUCAGUGUCAGUUCGGUGGCCGACGAUUUGCCCCCCGAUAGCAAGGAGGAGCAAGUCGAACCCACCACCAGUCAGGAGCCGCUAGCGCCGCUCGCUGAGCCCGACAGUGAAUCGCCAGCCAGCGAACUGCCUCCUUCUGAACCCAUCACUGAAGUCGAGGCCGACACGGAGGCCAAGAGUAACGACGUCUGUCCCUGGGAAGACGAGGAAACGUGUAAGGUGGACACGCCCUUCGUCAAGACUUACGCUACUCUGGGCUACCUUUAGCUACCGCAACUGUCAAGAGAUCAAGUGACGUUUGCUCACAACUUCUAUUUGAUUUUCUUAAUUUUGUUUCAAGUUUACCUACCCAAAGUUAGGUAUUGUCAAAAACAAGUUUGAUUAUGUCAGGUUUAGCGGGGAAAAAUGAUUCCAAAGGACGGUUUUAAGAGUGGAGGUUCACCAGAGAAGGGUCAAAUUUUCAAACGGUUUAGGGCAUAACGGAACGGUAACAAUGUCGGCAUUAGAAAUAGACUUUCUUGAGCCCUUGGUCAUUAUCUGAUGUUGACAGCUUCACGUUCCGCCGUCCCCUACUAAAGUCAGGAACUGCACCUGAUUCUUCUGUACCAGUACACUCUCAAUAUAAAUACGUGGCAUUGUCGUAUUAUAAUCAAUGUAACUGUAGGUGUUGAAAAAAAAUAAAAACGGAUAGGGUUGAUUAACGGUGCAGUUAUCGACUUUCCAAUAUCCACAUAAAAAUUGAUGUUUGAACACUUUCGUAAGUAAUCGAGCACAAUAUUCUCUUAAUGUCGUAUCGUUGUAUUAGAUAUAGAGCAUUUAAUUAUACGUAUUGUAGCCUAGUGGUGUAUCAAUGUUCAGUGCAGUUUCUAACUUUCCCAAAACUUUCGGCCAAGUUUCCAAAAUUCAAAAUUUUUCGUUCGGGUUCGCGAUUUACAAAAGGGAAAAUCUCCUUUGGAAUCAUCUCCUUCCGACGAUGUUUCAGUUCCAGUCCCCGGAAUAAAUUGCGAUUGUGAGCAACACAUUUCCAAGUUAACUUAAAUGUAUCCAGGCCAUUUUGAUGCAAAUUCUGGCCUAUAUACGUAUUUGUUGUUUAAUAAACGUAGGUUGACUGUUAUUGCUUGACACAAAAAUGUUAAAAAAAAUCUGAUGGCCUCAUUAAUAUUUGAUAGAAGUACCAGUGGUGUAUAUAAAACCCUCCGCCUCCAGCUGGGGUUUCAAUUAAAUACUCAAUUAAAGUUAACAUUAUAUUCAAACAUGCAAUGUUACUUAUUGAAGCUAUUUUUAUGAUAAAUGUUUUCGUCUCUUAGAAUAUUGUGGUAAGCGUCAAAAUAUAUAUGCUGCCUGACAGUGAGAGAGUUAGUGAUGUAUAUAGUUUUAUAAUAAUAGCUAUUAUAACGUAUUAUUAAAAAUGUUACCACUUAAUGUCCUAAAACAUUUUAUUUCAUAGAAUUGUUGAUAGGCAAUGUUAUUAUAAAAUUAUUGUAGAUUAAUGAAGUAAAAGAAAUGUGAUUUAA
Tribolium castaneum (red flour beetle) is the source of this 4185-nucleotide messenger RNA. RefSeq lists its product as uncharacterized. Gene Ontology annotation, biological process: regulation of G protein-coupled receptor signaling pathway; intracellular signal transduction; positive regulation of GTPase activity. The coding region runs from base 560 to 2938 and encodes 792 amino acids. Lineage: Eukaryota; Metazoa; Arthropoda; Insecta; Coleoptera; Tenebrionidae. Gene Ontology annotation, cellular component: cytoplasm; plasma membrane; neuron projection. The transcript is spliced from 13 exons. Gene Ontology annotation, molecular function: GTPase activator activity. The record is from RefSeq and is a predicted model, not a curated record.